This is a messenger RNA of Sclerotinia borealis F-4128, 1539 nucleotides long. Lineage: Eukaryota; Fungi; Ascomycota; Leotiomycetes; Helotiales; Sclerotiniaceae. The record is from the annotation of a GenBank genome assembly.
AUGAAGGUCUCUAACAACUUCGCCGUUGCGGCUGCCUUCUUUCUGUCUGUUGUUCAGGCACAAUGUCCAGAUUACUCUCAGUAUUCAACAUCACAACAUCCGCCUCUCAGCAGUGGAAGAUAUGCUCUUUCAUGGAUGCGUCCGGAGCCCGCAUGUCGGACCUUCAACUCCUCGAUUGUUGAGCAAACCAUCAACGAUAUGAACCACAUAAUCGCAGACCCUGAUCUCUACCGCAUAUUCUCAAAUUCGUUCCCAAAUUCUUUGGAUACGGCUGUCAAGUGGAGAGGCUAUGCUGCGGAUAAUUCGGAAGAGGAAUUGACAUUCUUGAUUACGGGAGAUAUCGAUGCCAUGUGGCUACGAGACUCUGCAAACCAGAUGCAAAGUUAUCGGACAUUGUUGACCAAUGAUUCAUCUCACGAUUCUCUUGCCAGUCUCUACCGAGGUGUCAUCAACCUUCAAGCUCGAUACAUCAUUGAAGCACCAUACUGCAACUCUUUUCAAGCCCCAACCGAAAGUGGAAUUACCCCUCAACAAAACCAGGCAAACCCAGAUAACUUUUCCCCUCCAGAAUCCACCAGCAUUGUCUUCGAGUGCAAGUAUGAACUGGACUCUUUGGCGGCAUUUUUGGAGAUCUCGACCGACUACUAUGAAGCUACGGGGGAUAUUUCGGUCUUCCAGAAGUUCAACUGGGUCAAAGCUAUUGAGACUAUAAUCUCUACAACCGAAGCUCUCUUGAUCGGGACUUAUGCUGCAAACGGCAGCGUUAAUACGAGCCCAUACACGUGGCAAAGACAAACCACCAGUUCAACGGAAACUCUAAGCAAUUCUGGAGCUGGAAAUCCUGUACAAGAGGGUACUGGCCUGGUGCGAUCCGCAUUCAGACCAAGUGAUGAUGCCACGAUUUAUCAACUUUUUAUCCCGGCCAAUAUGAUGUUCUCUCGAUACUUGGAAUCGUGUAGUAAGAUCAUGGCCGCGAUUGACGGGCAGCAGAAUCUUUCAAAUCACAUGCAUAACUUUGCUAGUAGUAUCCGAGCUGCCAUCACCAAAUAUGGGAUUGUUAAUGAUCCUACGUAUGGAAAGGUUUAUGCAUACGAGGUUGACGGAUUCGGCUCAGCAAACCGUAUGGACGACGCCAAUAUCCCCUCCCUCCUAUCAGCACCAUUUCUAGGGUAUCUCAGCGCAAACGACACGAUAUAUCAAAACACACGAAAAUUCAUCCUCUCAAAAGACAACCCCUACUUCAUGCGUGGCCCCGUCAUCAACGCCGUCGGCGGCCCCCACGUCGGACCCGGACGCGCCUGGCCCAUGGCCAGCAUAAUCCGCAUCCUCACCUCCUCCUCCGACAGCGAGAUAUACAGCACGUUGAAAGAAAUCGUCAGUAGUACCGAUGGCCUAGGGUUAAUUCAUGAAUCGAUCAAUUCGUUUGAUCAGCAUCAAUGGAGUCGACAGUGGUUUAGCUGGGCCAAUGGAUUGUUUGGGCAGAUGCUGCUGGAUUUGAAGGUCAGGAAGCCACAGAUUUUGAGGAAGAGCUUUCAGUAG